AUGAGAUGUGGACGAGUCAUUUCCCCCACUCCCUUGUUUUCUAUCCAUAUUUUAAAGCCAUGCUUCCAGAAUUCUCCCCAUCACAUUGGCACUGCUGUUUCUAUACUUCCAGUAGCCAAAUCCACUCCUCGAAAUAAGAAAAGUUCUUUUAGAAAGUGCAGUUCUCAGCAAGAUACACGAUAUGAAAUGAAAAUCACCGAAUGCCGAAUAACAUAUCUGCUUUUCCGAAAAUAUUCGACGUAUAAAGGUUUACCACAUAAUCCACGAUGGACUAGUUACACCAAUCUACAAAUAUGGAAGUUUUUGCGAGCAGAUUCCCCAUUCCCACUUUUUGCGAUCAUUAAAAGUGUAUCCUAA
Messenger RNA from Brugia pahangi, 357 nucleotides. NCBI's taxonomy places the organism in Eukaryota, Metazoa, Nematoda, Chromadorea, Rhabditida, Onchocercidae. The record is from the annotation of a GenBank genome assembly.